AGUUGGGGGUUUCCACUGAUUCUCUUUUUUUUUUCUUCUUAGUCAUUCAUUGAAUUACAGUUUUGCAUUUAUGGGAAUGAGCACAGAAGCUCCAGCCUCGCCUGGAGCCACGCAAUGUGUUUGGCAUUGAUCAUUCUCCACCAUCUGUUUGAAAAUGAUGACGCAGUCGGUGCGAGUCUCAACAGGAUCAUGUGAUGACAAUCACAUGACACUUGGAGCCGAGGGAAAAACGUAACUGUCAUCAUCCACUACCUGUCACCACCUGCAAAGCGAAAGAGAUACUCUGCCGUGACCGUGUCUGCAUGCGAGUGGCUCUGUGUUUUACUUGAGUAAUCAUUUUUUUGAUCACCUUUUCCUUUUUACUCCCUACUUUUGAAAGAUGAUAUCUGUACUUACCGGAUGACUCAUAAAAAAGAUACUGAUUGUGAUUGAGUGAGAUCUUGAGGGGUUAUAAGGUGGGGAAAAAACAGGGACAGGCAGAAACGUGGAAGAACAUCAUCCAGGGAACUGAAUCUGACUUUCACUUUCAUUGGGAGGAAAAUGUUUGUGAAGCCUUUUGGAAUUUCUUAAACUCCCCUGACCUCAAUGAGAUGUUGUGGCAUGACCUAGAGAGAGCUAUUCACACCAGACAUUCCAGGAAUCUUGCUCAACUGCAACAGUUUUGUCAAGGGAAAUGAUCCAAAAUUCAUGCUGGUUCUGCACAUCUGAUCUGCAACGCCACGAAACGUUUUGAAGAUAUUGCUGCUAAAAGGAGGCCUGACACUCCGCCUGUGUCUGUCUGUGAUGCAAAUGAGGGACAUUCUGCAACAGCUUUGCACACGGGUGGAAAAAUAAGUGUGAGUGUAAAUGCUACUCGUCUAUAGACCCACUGUCGCAUCACAUUCCUUCUGAUUUAAGGUUUGCAAGCUGUGCCACACUGAACUCGAGCGCUGAGAUGACAUUGGAUUUAAAUCGCCCCGUGCUAAUAUCAGGGAAAGGAAUUGGAGGAAAGAGACCCAGUUGGGACAAUUGCUGCCAUUUUACAUGGUUAAAGUCCCUCAGAACCUGCUGGCGGUUUGGCUUCAAGAAUAUCGAACCUGCGUCACAAUCGCUUUGCCAUCGGAAACUCAUUGAACUGUCUUCAAAAUGGUUCCUCGAGACUCAAGUGUCGCACAUCGCUCAAGAUGGCCGCUUCCCCACUUGGUUCGUGGGUUUCCUCGCCAGAGAGGAUGCAGAAGAAAUCCUCAAAGAAAAGGACCAAGGUUGUUUCCUAAUCCGUCUCAGUGACAAAGCCAUCGGAUACGUUCUGUCAUAUAGAGGCCGCGACCGCUGUCGACACUUUGUGAUAAACCAAAGUGACACAGGGCUCUUUGUUGUCUGCGGAGCCGCCGAGGGACAUGACACAGUCUCUGAACUAAUCUGGCACUACAAGACGAGCCCCAUCGAGCCAUUUGGAGAGUAUCUCACAUCGUCGUGCUUUGAGGCACCUGCAGACGGGACGUAUGAUGUGAUUCGGCAUGCCGAAGCCAAGAAAAAAGUGGAAAGAAAUUCUGAGAAGCCAACUUUACUGUCGAAGAGCAAAACGAUGCUUGAGGAGGUGCCGCCAGUUCCAAGGAGGGGCAGAUACCAGGAAACUAGUCCACCCAGUAACCCGAACAGGAUUCUGUAUGCUCAUCUUAGAAAGAAACCAACCAGGCACCGUCAUGCAAGCCAGCAACAAAUACAUCAGGACUGUUUGCCCAACGCUACCGCAAGGGGAAUUGUAGGGUGCACCACGCUGGAUCAGAACCCCAGAAAGUUGCGUCCUGUGUCUGCACCUUCGUACUCUCUGCCUGUCUUGGCGGAUCUCACAUCCGGACCAAGAUUUUCUCCAAAAACCACCAGGGGACCAUCAUCAUCAAACCCAUGCAGAAAACCUCCAAGCAGUCACAGCAUUGACUUCCUGAAUGAUGAUGCCAUCUAUUUCCUGGCCGGCAGGCCCGGUAGACCUCACACUACGUGCAUAGAAACCACAUCACACACACCACAUCAACUUACUAACCCAGUGUAUGCUGAGAUACACACCGAAGCCUUCGGAGGCUGCUUUUCUCGUGAUGACACCUACGAGAUCAUCCCCGACAUAGAGGACGCAUGCAAACCUGAAAUAUUCAGCAACACGUAUGAGUCAGUGGAGGAUUUCAAUCAUUUGCUGUCCAGUAAGUAAAGUAGUCCAGUUUAAAUGCUUUUAUACGAUAUGCAGGAAACCCACCUCCAUAAGUGAAAUCCGCAAUAAAGUAUUUUUUAUAGCAUAUAUGGCAUUUGAUUUUUUUUUAAAGCUCCCAAAACACUUUUAAUUAAUACAAACAUAUUUCAACACAUAUAAAAAGA
Hippocampus comes (tiger tail seahorse) is the source of this 2346-nucleotide messenger RNA. RefSeq lists its product as uncharacterized. NCBI's taxonomy places the organism in Eukaryota, Metazoa, Chordata, Actinopteri, Syngnathiformes, Syngnathidae. Bases 935 to 2182 code for a protein of 415 amino acids. The transcript is spliced from 8 exons. The record is from RefSeq and is a predicted model, not a curated record. Gene Ontology annotation, cellular component: cytoplasm.